AUGGGUUGUGGUGCAUCAGAAGUAUCAAAUUCUCUCGACAAUCAUCCUCAUCCUAAUACUAAAGCAACAGUAAUGCCAUCAUCGUCCACUAAUUUAUUAAAUCAGCGAUUUGAUUCAAAUAGCAUCAUUCCAAAACGGGAUCAUCGAACCGAUACACACGAAAUUAUUCAAAAUUUUCUUUUGAUUUGGCUUGAUGAAAACAUCGAUGAAUCUAGCGAUGAUCAUCUCAAUUCUAUUAAACAACUACGACGAACAAUCAAUACCAUUGAAAUAUUUCAUGAUACAAAUGAAUGUAUUGGUUACAUGUCACGAGUACAAAACGAAAAGUCGUUCCUCAUUAUUUCGGGAGCUCUAUGUGAAAGUGUUGUGCCAGGUAUUCAUGAUAUGAUACAACUGCAUUCAAUUUACGUCUUUUGUCGACAACAAGAAAGAUAUGAAGAAUGGGCAAAAGACUACUCCAAAUUGGCUGGUUUUUGCAACAACAUCGGUUUGGUGUAUUCUCACAUGGGCGAGUACUCGAAAGCACUUUCAUCGUACGAAAGAUCACUUGAAAUCCGAAAAAUAGUUCUCCCUUCGAAUCAUCCUGACUUGGCUGCUUCCCUUAACAGCAUUGGUAGCGUGUGUAACACCAUGGGCGAGUAUUCGAAAGCACUUUCAUCAUACGAACGUUCACUUGAAAUCAAGAAAAUAGCUCUCCCUUCGAAUCAUCCGGACUUGGCUACCUCCUACAACAACAUCGGUAAUGUAUACUCUAACAUGGGCGAGUACUCGAAAGCACUUUCAUGGUACGAGCGAUCACUUGAUAUCCAGAGAAUUGCUCUUCCUCCGAAUCAUAUCGACUUAGCUGCUUCCUACAAUAAUAUCGGUAAUGCGUAUAGAAACAUGGGUGAGUAUUCGAAAGCACUUUCAUCACAUGAACGAUCUCUUGAAAUCCGACAAAAAGCUCUUCCUCCGAAUCAUCCUGACUUAGCUUUUUCCUACAACAACAUUGCUAGUGUAUAUAACAACAUGGGUGAGUAUUCAAAAGCACUCUCAUUUCUCGAAAGAACACUUGGUAUCUUCGAAAAAUCACUGUCUCCAAAUCAUCCAUAUAUUGCGGUAGUGAAAGGAAGUAUUGACAAAGUAAAAAAGAAAAUGUAA
Rotaria sordida is the source of this 1140-nucleotide messenger RNA. NCBI's taxonomy places the organism in Eukaryota, Metazoa, Rotifera, Eurotatoria, Philodinida, Philodinidae. The record is from the annotation of a GenBank genome assembly.